Patiria miniata (bat star) is the source of this 8711-nucleotide messenger RNA. RefSeq names its product fibrillin-1-like. NCBI's taxonomy places the organism in Eukaryota, Metazoa, Echinodermata, Asteroidea, Valvatida, Asterinidae. Gene Ontology annotation, molecular function: calcium ion binding; protein tyrosine kinase activity; ATP binding. The transcript has 54 exons. The record is from RefSeq and is a predicted model, not a curated record. Gene Ontology annotation, cellular component: membrane. Bases 183 to 6593 code for a protein of 2136 amino acids. Gene Ontology annotation, biological process: regulation of developmental process; cell differentiation; Notch signaling pathway.
UUUUCCUUAUCGUGUUGGAGUUUUAGUUGCUUUCACACGACGAUUGGAAGUGGAGUGUUUUUCCUCUCUGAGUUUUGGUUAAUCGUGUCAUACAUCAAAAGCAAGCUUACUUCAGCUUCGGACCAGCGGCAGUGGUUACUGGAAGUAUAUACACUCUGACGGAUCCCAGACGAUCGACAACCAUGAUCCUACCGAAAGUGAUGGUUCUCCUGAUUUUGGUAUCACACCCUCUGACCUGCGAAGCACAGAUUCCUUGCUACUUUUUACGUGCCGGCUGCGAUGACCUUUGCCUGGAUGGCCUAGUUUGGACGGGCGGUGAUUGUGAAGACGUCGACGAAUGUUCAGCCCGGACAGACAACUGUCACGCCCGAGCCCGAUGCAGUAAUACAUUUGGAAGCUACACGUGUACCUGCAAUGCUGGCUAUAGUGGCGAUGGAAGGACAUCAUGCAAUGAUAUCAACGAAUGUACAUCGUUUUCACAUAGCUGCAAUGCCUUUGCUGGAUGUACCAACACAGAUGGAAGUUACACGUGCGCCUGUAAUGCUGGCUUUAAUGGCGAUGGAAGGACUUGCACAGAUAUCGAUGAAUGUGCCGCAGGUACUGACAACUGUCACGCACAAGCCCAGUGUAUCAAUUUACUUGGAAGCUACACGUGCGCAUGUAAUACUGGCUUCAGUGGCGAUGGAAGGACCUGCAAUGAUAUCAACGAAUGUGCCACAGGUUCACAUAGCUGCCAUUUCCUUGCUGGAUGUACCAACACAGUUGGAAGCUACACGUGUGCCUGCAAUACUGGCUACAGUGGCGAUGGAAGGACUUGCAUAGAUACCAACGAAUGUACCACAGGUUCACAUAGCUGCCAUACCCAUGCUGGAUGUACCAACACAGUUGGAAGCUACACGUGCUCCUGUAAUACUGGCUAUAGUGGCAAUGGAUGGACGUGCAUAGAUAUCAACGAAUGUGCUUCGGGUUCACAUAGCUGUCACACCCAAGCUGGAUGUACCAAUACAGCUGGAAGCUACACGUGCGCCUGUAAUGAUGGCUACAGUGGUGAUGGAAGGACUUGCACAGAUAUCAAUGAAUGUGCUGCAAAUACAGAAAACUGCCACACCCAAGCCCAGUGUACUAAUACAGUUGGAAGCUACACGUGCGCCUGUAAUGCUGGCUAUAGUGGCGAUGGAAGGACCUGCAUAGAUAACAACGAAUGCACUUCGGGUUCACAUAGCUGUCAUACCCAUGCUGGAUGUACAAAUACAGCUGGAAGCUACACGUGCGCCUGUAAUGAUGGCUACAGUGGUAAUGGAAGGACUUGCACAGAUAUCAAUGAAUGUGCUGCAAAUACUGACAACUGUCACGCCCAAGCCCAGUGUACCAAUACAGAUGGAAGCUACACGUGCGCCUGUAAUGCUGGCUUCAGUGGCGAUGGAAGGACCUGCUAUGAUAUCAACGAAUGUACUUCAGGGUCACAUAGCUGCCAUACCAAUGCUGGAUGUACCAAUACAUAUGGAAGCUACACAUGCGCCUGUAAUACUGGCUACAGUGGCGAUGGAAGGGCUUGCACAGAUAUCAACGAAUGCACCGCGGGUUCACAUAGCUGCCAUACCCAUGCUGGAUGUACAAAUACAGUUGGAAGCUACACGUGCGCCUGCAACACUGGCUUCAGUGGCGAUGGAAGGACUUGCACGGAUAUCAACGAAUGCACGUCAGGUUUACAUAGCUGUCAUACCCAUGCUACAUGUGCCAAUACAUAUGGAAGCUACACGUGUACCUGUAAUACUGGCUUUAGUGGCAAUGGAAGGAGCUGCUUUGAUGGUGUCAACGAAUGUUUGUCUGAUUCGCAUAGCUGCCAUUCUCAUGCCCAAUGUAUAAACACAGUUGGAAGCUACACCUGCGCCUGUAAUGCUGGCUAUAGUGGCGAUGGAAGGUCUUGCAUAGAUAUUGAUGAGUGUCAAGAAGGACUCGACAACUGCCUGACAACGCACGCUUUGUGCACUAACACAGAUGGGAGUUACACUUGUUCAUGUGAUACUGGCUUUUCAGGAGAUGGAAGGACUUACUGCAAUGAUAUCAACGAGUGUACUGUGGGUUCACAUAGCUGCCAUAUCCAUGCUGGAUGUACAAAUACCGUUGGAAGCUACACGUGCGCCUGUAAUACUGGCUUCAGUGGUGAUGGAAGAACCUGCUUAGAUAUCAAUGAAUGUACCACUGGUUCACAUAGCUGUCAUACCCAUGCUGGAUGUACCAACACAAUUGGAAGCUACACGUGCUCCUGCAAUGUUGGCUUCAGGGGCGAUGGUACGACUUGCACAGAUAUCAAUGAAUGUGCUGAAGAAACUGACAACUGUCACACCCAAGCCCAGUGUACCAAUACAGAUGGAAGCUACACGUGUGCCUGUAGUAUUGGUUUUAGUGGCGAUGGAAGGACCUGCAUAGAUAUCAACGAAUGUACCGCGGGUUCACAUAGCUGCCAUGCCCAUGCUAGAUGUACCAAUACAUACGGAAGCUACACAUGCGCCUGUAAUUCUGGCUAUAGUGGAGACGGAAGGACUUGCACGGAUAUUAAUGAAUGUGCCGAAGAUACUGACAACUGUGACGCCCAAGCCCAGUGUACCAAUACAGUUGGAAGCUACACGUGCGCCUGUAAUGCUGGCUAUAGUGGCGAUAGAAGGACUUGCAUAGAUAUCAAUGAAUGUGCAGAAGAUACUGACAACUGCCACGCCCAAGCCCAGUGUACCAAUACAGAUGGAAGCUACACGUGUGCCUGUAUUAUUGGUUUUAGUGGCGAUGGAAGGACCUGCAUAGAUAUCAACGAAUGCACCGCGGGUUCACAUAGCUGCCAUACCCAUGCUGGAUGUACCAAUACAUAUGGAAGCUACACAUGCGCCUGUAAUGCUGGCUACAGGGGCGAUGGAAGGAUUUGCACGGAUAUCAACGAAUGCGCCGAGGAUACUGACAACUGUCACGCCCAAGCCCAGUGUACCAAUACAGAUGGAAGCUACACGUGCGCCUGUAAUGCUGGCUAUAGCGGCGAUGGAAGGACCUGCAUAGAUAUCAACGAAUGUACCGUGGGUUCACAUAGCUGCCAUACCCAUGCUGGAUGUACCAAUACUAUGGGAAGCUACACGUGUGCCUGCAACACUGGCUACAGUGGUGAUGGAAGGACCUGCUAUGAUAUCAAUGAAUGUUUCCUCGGAACUGUUGACUGCGAUGUCAACGCUCUGUGCACUAAUACUCAUGGAAGCUAUGACUGUGGCUGUAUUGAAGGAUUCAGAGGCAACGGAAGGACGUGUGAUGAUAUCAAUGAAUGUUCUGAAGGAUCUGAUGAUUGUGAUGAUAGCACCUCAGUCUGUAGAAACACAUUUGGAAGCUUCACAUGUGACUGUAAGACCGGCUAUACCAGAGGACCAGGAAGGACCUGCAUAGAUGUCAACGAAUGCGCUGUAGAUAAUGGCAACUGUCACGCCCAAGCCCAGUGUACCAAUACAGUUGGAAGCUACACGUGUACCUGUAAUGCCGGCUAUAGUGGCGAUGGAAGGACCUGCUAUGAAAUCAAUCCAUGUGAUCCAACAACAGUUGAUUGUCAUGUCCAUGCUUACUGCACGGUCCCCACACUGGGAAGUUACAUGUGCAUCUGUAAUGUCGGCUACACUGGGGAUGGCAGGACCUGUACAGACAUAGAUGAAUGUUCUCUUGGAACAGAUGACUGUGUCGAUAGUAGAUCUGUCUGCUCUAACACCGAAGGAAGUUUCACUUGUACCUGUAAACCAGGCUACACUAGGGGGCCUGGAAGGACUUGCAUAGAUAUCAACGAAUGUGUACAAAGAUCUGAUGAUUGUGAUGACAUCACAUCAGUCUGCCAUAAUACGGAAGGAAGCUUCACGUGUAACUGUAAGACUGGCUUCGUUAGAGCGACUGGGAACACCUGCUUAGAUAUCAAUGAAUGCAGCCUCGGAAUUGAUGUUUGUCACAUCAGGGCCGAGUGUUCUAACACUCGAGGGAGCUACGGAUGCACGUGUGAUGCUGGCUACACUGGCGACGGAAUCAAUUGCGAAGAUAUCAAUGAAUGUGAUGGAGGGAGCCAUGAUUGUGAUGAAGGAACCUCAGUUUGUGCCAACACGGACGGAAGCUAUGAGUGUGGCUGUAAGGAUGGCUACACGAGUGGAACUGCACGGACUUGCAUAGAUAUCAACGAGUGUUUCCUUGGAACUGUUGACUGCCACACAAACUCGGAGUGUAACAAUACACUAGGAAGCUACGAGUGUACAUGCGAUGCUGGCUAUAGUGGCGAUGGAAGGAAUUGCCGGGACAUCGACGAAUGUAUCUCGGGAAGUCAUGGUUGUCACGAUAACGCUGAAUGUGGCAACACACAAGGGAGCUACGACUGUGUCUGUGACUCCGGAUAUCGGGGCGACGGGAGGGCUUGCACAGAUAUCAACGAAUGUUCCGAAGGGAUUGAUGAUUGUGAUGACAGCACCUCAGUCUGCCACAACACAGAUGGCACCUUCACGUGUGACUGUAUGACCGGCUACACUAGAGGAUUGGGAAGAACCUGCAUCGAUAUUGACGAAUGUAUCUCUGGUCCUCAUGGCUGUCAUCCUCAUCACGCUGAAUGUACCAAUACAGCUGGAAGCUACAUGUGCGCCUGUAGUGAUGGCUACAGUGGUGAUGGAAGGACUUGCCUAACAAUCAAUCCCUGUGAACCAGCACCAUCUGAGUGUCACGUGCAUGCUAGCUGCAUCCUCACCUCACCGGAAACAUACACCUGUACAUGUAAUGUAGGCUACAGUGGAGAUGGAAUCACAUGCACAGAUAUCAAUGAGUGUUCCCUAGGGAGUGAUGACUGUGAUGGCAGCACCUCCGUCUGCUCAAAUACAGAAGGAAAUUUCACUUGUACCUGCAAGGCUGGCUACACUAGAGGAAUUGAAGGGACGUGUGUAGCAAUUUUCGAACCUGUACGCCUAUCUACACCCGUGGUCAUAAACGCAGCAAUGGAAUCUCCCGAUAGCUUCCAGAUGUCUUUGACGCCAGCAGAUGGAAGUCUUGGCAAUAUCAGUUGCUAUGCCAUUGUGGUGAAGGAACUUCUGGGCGGUGAAGAGAUCAGCAACAUGGAUUCUGACAGAGACUACCCUCCGGAAACUAUGGUAACACAUGAAGAGGCUCAAAACACUCCCGGGAAGCCUUAUAUUGCCCUGGUUAAAGGAGGGGACGAGUUUGAUGCACCGGAGACCGUAGAGAUAGGUUCGGGAACAGUCUCCAGGUGUAGGGGAGAUAUCUCCCGAAGGAGAAAGAGAAAGACAACCUACGAUCACACUGGCGACAAUGGACCCCUGAAAGCCAAUACUCAAUAUACAGCUUUCCAGAGGGUGUUUGUCGUGAUGGACAACAGGGAAGUGUACUUCUCAAGCCCGUUCAUGUCGCCUCAGAAAACAGCAGUUCCCAUGACGAACGACACGCCUAGCACUAUGAGUAUGAUUAUCAUAUCUGCAUCCGGCGCUUUCUGCCUGGUCCUCAUCAUUUUAGUCAUCAUUUGUGCCCUGGUGAUUAGGGCGAAGCGCCGCAGAGAUAAUACCGAGUCCGACACAAAGGACAUAGAAAUGAACGGAUUUGGUCAAAGAACUCGAGUAUACGCGACAGGUAUACAGAGUCCAGUGUACGAAGACGUAGGGCUGCCUGCCUGGGCUGCCAAAUGGCAGAUUCCGCGGAAUGACCUGAUAAUUGAUGACCGUGUACUCGGAGGAGGAUUCUUUGGUGAAGUGAGGUCCGGAAAAGUUAAAAAGGGCGGGAAAAUCACCCCGUCGGCUAUCAAGAUUGUGAAAGGACGUGCCUCCCUGAUGGACAAUCGAGAUUUUAUUGAGGAGUUUCGAAACAUGACCAACGUCGGCCACCAUCCUAAUAUUGUAGCACUACUUGGUGCCUGUUAUCAUGAAGAUGUCAUGUACAUCGCGAUGGAGUUUCUGCCCAACGGUGAUCUGCGCAGCUACCUGCGCACGGCUCGCGCGCAGUCCGAGUCGGGUGGGGGCGCCCUAUCCUCGGGCCAGCUGAAUGGCUUUGCCCUGGAUGUUGCCAAGGGGAUGAAGCAUCUCGCCAAGGCAAACGUAAUUCAUCGCGACUUGGCAGCCACCAACAUUCUACUCGGGAAUGAGUUGGUGGCCAAGGUGUCUGACUUUGGAUUGUCCCGAGAAGAAAAUGUCUAUGUCGAGAUUUCUUCUGAGUUCCGUGUUCCAACUCGCUGGCUGGCCAUUGAAUCCCUGACCCAUCAAAUCUACACAACCCAAAGUGAUGUGUGGUCCUUUGGAAUUCUCCUGUGGGAAAUCGCAACUCUCGGUGGAACUCCCUAUGCAUCUAUCAAGGGCAUGUCUUUGGCAGAAAGACUGGAGGCAGGAUACCGCAUGGAGAAACCAAGUAACUGCGACGAUGAAAUCUAUGCUAUGAUGCUGCAGUGCUGGAGUGAGGAUCCCAAGCAAAGGCCUACCUUUCCAAGCUUGGUUACUACUCUCGGGAAGAUAGCCCAAAAAGACAAAGGACACCCCAGCAUUGUGGGUGACCCAGUAUAUUACAGCACUUUCAUCAUCCGACCGGAGUUUGACGAUAAUUAAUCCUGUACGAGUCUCCUGUACACUCCAAGGCAACAGAUAUAUUUUGCUCAUAUCCUACACCUUUCCAAGGGCGCUGUAAUCUUGGUCAAGACUGGGUGUGAUCUUUCUCGCCUCAUACAGGACCUUUUUGAAAUCCUGACUUCGUCUUUGUCUAUUGCUUAAAGACAUUUUUAGGCCCCGAAUUUCGGGGACUCCGGCCGAAGUUUGGUUCAUAUUCUGCCCUAGGAACAUUCAGUCGUAUGAUACGAGGCCAAUGAAUUUCAUUUGGUUUGCUUUCCAAAAAUUCAGAGGUCGGAAUUAUAACCAAUGCCGCAGACGAAGCAGACAUUUCGGGGGAAAAAAAAAAAAAACAACAUAACCAGUCCCUGACAAGAGCAGGCAAGUUGUCACGGUGGUAGAUUGCGCUAAUAAUAAUAUGAAUGUUACCAGACUUAUUAGGAACUAUGACAGCCCGAUCCUAGAAAUUCCGAGCAUACAUCACGCGCUGUGUCCAAGGUAUGUUCGGAGUGCCAAUGUUCCGAAGACUGGAUUUGAUUCAUCUGUUGAUGGAUCUCGUCUGAUCUCGUCUUGGGGCCAACCAAGUUGUCCAGUAACCAGUAGUUUAACGUAAAAUUUGAAUCUAAUUGUUUGAAUACUUUUUAUAAUCUUGUGAGUAUCUAGAUGGAUCAUGUUAAACGGGAAUGAUUUAUUUGAUUACUUCAUCAUUAUAGUGCUUCGUUUGUUUGCACAGAACUAUGAGGCAGCCCCAAUAUCUUCUCUUACAAGGAGGUGUUAGCUGGGAACUGUGCGUACAAGAAUACUCUGAGCAUAUUGCUCGAAUAGAAUUAUUAUCAGAGAACUUGUAUCUGUUGAACAGAAUAUCAAGACGUUAAUAUUUCGCUAUACGGAAAAAAUAAUUGCUUACACAAGUUUGAUUUUAGUUGAUGUUUACGCUGAAUUUUACCUUACCUCUCAGUUUACAACAUCAGAAUUUUUGUUAGAGUUUGUAUUUCUUAAAGCAGCAUUAAUAUCUUAACACUCGUUCACGCAGAUUUGUCUACGAUCAUUGUAAGCGUACUAUAAAUAUAGUUUGAAGAUUUGUUUACGCAGAAUAAGCAUUUGUUACAUCUUUAAUGUGGACUUGUAAAUAUACAACUAUAGUUUUUGCUAAAUACAAUUGUUAAACAUGAUUGUUCCUGAAGUACAUGCUAUAAAUGGCUAGGAUAAUUCUCUGAACAUUGGCUAUAGCCUUUUUGAGGACCCACCUGAGUACAUGGUGAUUUAGUUAACAUUAUACAUAUCUGGACUGCGUUCACGCGAUAUUAUUAUCCAAGGAUCAAUUUGUUUACCCUGAAGUAUUGUUUGAGUAUUUGUUUACGUAGAUUUACUAUUUGAAUAUAUUAGUCAUACACAAGUUUAUCUAAGUACUAAUUCAUAUAUAUGAUUGGAGUUCAUGGAUUAUAUAUAUAUUUUGUUUUGAGAAGUAUAACUGUUUGCAUAAUUAUUACCCUUGAGUAGUCAUCAGAUUUGUUUGUGUGUGUGUGAUAUCUUUGCAAAUAACUGAGUUAAUUCCCCAUUCUAAUUGUUUAGAAUCGUUUCUUGAACUUGUUGUUUCCCUUUACCUUUUUAAUAAUCUUGUUUACGUGUUUACCCAGAAUGCGGCAUGAGUAAUUGAUGACACAGAUUUUAAAUUACUUCUUUUAUCGAGGAUAUUAAUAUGGAUACUUUGACUUAGAUCGUAACUGAGGAUAAAUAGAAGAAAAUAGUCGGCCAUCCUCACCACGGUGAAAACAAGAAGUUCUGUCAGAGAGCUCACCGCCACCUGACCCAUCAGACUUUGUAAUUUACUUCGUAAUUUAUCUAUUAAAGUUAUACUGUACAUGUACCUGAAGCACUACUUUAAGUAUUUAGUAUGAUGUUAAUUUUGCAAUUUCUUUUUUUUCUCAUUCUUUUAUUUUCUGUGUUAUGUUAUUUACUACUUUCUGUGUUAUGUUAUUUACUAGUUAUGUUAUUUACUGAUGUUAAUUUUGCACUUUCUUUUUUUCUCAUUCUUUUAUUUUCUGUGUUAUGUUAUUUACUACUCCUGUUCAUGUGAGUAAGAUGUGGCUCUAUGUGUCCGAAGUGGACCAAAAAAAAAAA